AUGGCGCCUUUCAGCACUGGCUAUGUGAAAGGAUGGCGGCGCUCUUUGACAGCGCUCGUGGUGGCUGAUGGCAUCCGUUCUUUGGACCUCUACUCUGAGCUGACAGAGAACUUCAAGAAAUCGAUGAGCGUGAUCUAUGGCACGGUGGCACAUUUCUCCACUCUCCGUGAUGUUGUGCAUUGCAACCGCGGAAUCUCCAUGGCUGCGGCCGCCACAAGGAAGGCUCCGAAUGCCUUCAUGUUCUGCAGGCAACUGGAUGUCCUUCGGAAAGCCGGGGAUGAUCAGGAGUGGGGUUCCGCAGCUGCGAUCAUGAAAGCAUUCCGAAUAGGCAAGCAUGAGAGUGGUGCAAUUGCCAACUUGCAGAAACACAUGGCGCGCGAAGUUUCUGAAGGGUUGAAGGAUGCCGUCCGAAUCCGUGGAAUGAAGCAGUUUGUUCUCCAUGAGACAAUCAGCCGGGAGAUUUUCAAUUCGGCGUUCACCUCGGGAACAGGGGUGUUGGAGCAGUGGGCGGUUCAACUCACAAACACGGAGCCGAAUGAGCUCGCUUUGCUGUUGAUUGAGCGGAUGAAAGCUGAUUGGGAUCGCAGCAGUGUCCGGAAGCCUUGGGGCGUGAAGGAGACUACGCAUCUCCAUUCUAUGUGCGGUGCAUUCAUCCACUUCAGAUCCAUGUUUGAGGCCAAGGUGAGUAGUGAAGAAUAUGCCAAGCACUCUCAGUCGUUGCAUUCCAACUUCCUUCAAGGGUUUUUGGAUGCUGAUCUGGAGCACGGGCUUCUGACCACAGUGCCGCCGGGUGACGUGACAAACAUCGGCUUCCUGAGGACCAUUGUUCAAGACUCCGAGAAGCGCAUCGCACUGGAAUUGGAGGAGAAGGAGCAGGAGCUGGCUGAACGCAUCGCAAAUGCCACCCUCGACUCUUUGAAGCUCAAGAUUGACGUGGACUUAGCUGCACUGCGCAAGGCUGCGCCAUCUCCAGAGAAUGAUGCCAUUCAGGCAGCUUUGGACUGCAAGAGAGGCCAGUCUUGGGUGAAGACUUGGAUGGAGGAAAGGUUCCAGCUCAUUUUGCAGCCCGACGGCAACAUGUCCCAAGUCUUGGGCCAAUUUGCAAAGUUCUCUGCAGAAGUGUGCAAGGGCGGUGAUCAAGCGCACACCUUGAUCCUGGUAGAUGCCACUGUGUACCCCGCCAACGCCCAGUACUUCAACCAGGCUUUGCAAUCCAUGGCCACGGUGCUGCACUUUGGAGGGCAUUGCAUUGCGCAUUGCCAGCUUCCAGUGAUGCAAUCCAACACGACAUCGAAGGCGCUCCUCAAUCAUCGCAGGAGCAUGGAGGAUAUGUUUGUCAACAACAAUCUCGAUGUCACGGUUCCAGUGACCUUGCACUUCCAGAAGCCUGCGGAUACUAGCAACAACGACAAGAGACGCUUGUCGCAGCUUUGCUUGGCAGUGAGUUCCGACUCAGAGAAGCUGAUGUGGUCAGUGCCUCCAGUCAUUUCGCAGAUCCCCCUCGUCAAAGUGCAGGACAUGCGGGGAUUUGAUGAUGGUAGCAAACCCGGCCCUACGGCCAGGGCGGAGCAGAAAGGGGUGUUGGCGCACGAGAAGAUUUUGGCUGCUUAUUUGAAUGGGGUCACUUGGCCUCGGAACAGCAAGGUGCUGAUCUUUGACAUGGUUCCCAACAGGCAAGCUGAGUUUGGACGAGCCGCUUUGGAUCGGGCCUUGGCAACAAAUCAGGUGCCAAAAGUUCACUACAUGGGCAUCAUGCGCCCAGACAUGAAAAGUGUUGUGGGUGAGUUGGAGCAGCAAAUCUACAAGUGGUGGGAUGAGUCGGAUGAGUCAGGGCCGAAGCAGCGUCCACGAACAGAACAGGAGCGGCCAGCCCUUACAAUUUUGAGAUGGGCAGGCUCAGUGCCGAAGUUGCCCGACCAGGUCCUUGGAAGUUUCCCAGUGGGCUCACCUCAGCAUAAUGAGAUCUUGAAGCUGGAGCAAGAACUCAAGGCCGUUUGGCCAAGUCAGCCACAACCAGAGAGAGAUAGCCCAGCGGCCCCUGUUCGCACGAGUGCUUUGCCUGAUUUGACCGGCGCCAGAGUUCUGGAUGUCACUCGCGAAAUCAGUGCGGCUCAUAUCUCUGCUGUGUGCUUCGAUGUUCAGAGGCUUGCAUUUUGCCAGGGGAAGAGUGGGAAACCGAGCAUCCUUAUAAGCAAAGAGCUUGACAUUUACCUGGGCAACCUGGAGAACACGGAGAUCGUUUGCCCGGCUGGUGAGUUGUUCGGAUUUUUCACAGGUGCUUUUGAAUCCAAGAUUGUCAAAGGUGCCGUGGCAGCAGCGCUGGGCUGCUUGGGCGAGCGGGAAGUGAAUUCGAUCCCUUGGCGACUUGAGAGUGACACAACCUUGGUGUCUCACAACAAAAAGCUCAUGAUGGUGUGCCAGUACGUGUGCCAACUCGCCCGUGAGGAUGGAUUGGGCGAGGUUCAGUUGGAGGAUCAUGACAUGAAACCCAAGAUGAGGGCCCCUGAAGCGACUUGA
Durusdinium trenchii is the source of this 2517-nucleotide messenger RNA. The record is from the annotation of a GenBank genome assembly. Lineage: Eukaryota; Dinophyceae; Suessiales; Symbiodiniaceae.